Messenger RNA from Closterium sp. Naga37s-1, 753 nucleotides. Lineage: Eukaryota; Viridiplantae; Streptophyta; Zygnematophyceae; Desmidiales; Closteriaceae. The record is from the annotation of a GenBank genome assembly.
AUGGCACGCCAUGGAGAUGCGGUGCUUGCGGGAGAUGCGGUGCUUGCGGGAGAUGCGGUGCUUGCGGGAGACAAUGCUCCCAAUCUCACAGCACCCCUUGAUGCCGAGAAGCGGCACCAGGAGGUGGGAGUGAUGCCGCAGACAGUGAGGCGUCACACCGUAAUUCCCAGCGGAUUUUCGUCGCUUCUCACCGAAUCCUUCUCACCGCAUCCUUCUCAGGACGAAAGAGAGAGCAUCACCAAAAUAGCGUGGACGUGGUUGAUCCGCUGCCACGCCCCAUCAGGCACAUCAUCUUCCACCUCCUGCUGCUGCCACCCUCACUCCCCUCCCACUUUCACAAUCCAGCACUCGUCUGCAAUACUUCUCCCCGCACCCACCCACCAGAGCGUGGACGUGGUUGACCUGCUCUGCUGGACGCCCCCAUCAGGCACAUCAUCUUCCGCUGCCUUCUCUCUCGUGGACGAGGUUGAUCUUCUGCCCGGCCACAUCUGGCACAUCAUCUUCCGCCACCUGCUGGACGAACGGGAUCAUGACUCCAAGUCCUCAGUCGCAUCGCAGCUGGGAACUGCCACUGGCAGCACGGAGGGAACUGGCAGCAUGGAGUCCGGUGCCACAGCCACUCCACCUUCUGACAUCGCAGCAGGGAACUGCCGGUGGCACGCGGAGGCUGUGUCUUUCUUCGGCGCCUCCUGGCCUCUGCUGCGCUACGCCAUGGCCAGCAAGAAGCUCCUCCAAAAUGUCGUCUCCUUCUCA